GAAGAAAGGACACAUUUAUUCAGUAUUUUGAGUUGAUAAACAGUGUGUCCUGCAGAGCUUCUUACAAGACUGAAAAAACUGUUUGUAACUGGAAAGAGUUUUAGCAUGAGCCUUGAACAAAGAAACCUGACCUGGACAGUGAUACUGCUGUUUCUGGCUGAUGCUCUCUGCAAUACCUGGAGGGUGGAGUACCAACAGCAGCACAUCUGUGCAGUGAAGGGCUCAUCUGUUGUCAUGCCAUGCUCAUUUUAUCACCCUGACAACGUGAGGGUCAAGAACAUUGUGUGGGGUCACGUUAAGUCUAAGCCCCUCAAGGGUUGUUGGAUUUCUUCCAGCAAUUGGAGAAAAGGCACCACAAGAUUUCGGUAUAUUGGUGACAAACAUCACAACUGCUCCUUGAAGAUACACCAAGUCAAGUCUAAUGAUUCAGGAAACUACAUCAUCAGAUUUAAUGACAAAAUAAGCAGACAGCCUGGUAAUGGUCUAUCAUUAAAGGUGGUUGAUUUGAAAGUUUUUGUGACAAAACCUCACAGAAAUGGAACAAUAAAGGAAGGCGACUCAGUGAAUCUGACCUGCAUGAACAGCUGUGACAGUGGCAACUUCUCAUCUGCUUUCACCUGGUUUAAGGAUAGAGAACCCAUACAUAAAGGACCUAUGCUUAAUUUAAGCAACAUUUCCUUCACAAACUCUGGAAACUACACUUGUUCCCUAACAAGACACAAAAGAACGACUUCAGGAGUCAUAAAUAUCAAUGUUGAAUAUGGCCCUAAGAACACAUCAGUGUCUGUGAGACAGGUAGACACCGGCAUCAGUAUCACGCUGAUCUGCAGCAGCCAUGCGAACCCCUCAGUGGAGAAUUAUACCUGGUUUAAAGUAGUUGCAGAUGAUGUUGUGGAUGUUGGACACCAGCCUGUGUUCCUGUGUGGUGAAAGUGGACACUAUUUAUGCAGUGUCGCCAACAAACAUGGAAGUCAAAACUCCUCUGUGGUGACUUUAAAGAUUCAGUCAUGUUGGGCAGCAUCCACCAGAGACAUUCUUUUCAUUGCUAUUGUUGCUGCUGUUGCCAUGCUUCUGAUUGUGAUCACUGUUAUUGCCAUCAGAAGAGACAGCAAGAGGAGGACAUGGGCACCAAACACAGACUGUGAGGAGGAAUCUCAGAAUACAGACUACAUCAACUGGCUUAUCUGUGACAGCGACCAAUCACAAGAGGACAAUCAGUGUGAGGCAGGCGCGACAGAACUCGUCUAUGCAUCGGUUUGCUUCCACAAUAAAAGACAGUCAAACAUCAGGGAGCAGCAGAUGGACUCCUGUAAUGAUGAGGUGAUUUACAGCACAGUGUGCAGGAACCAACUGUUGAACCCUUCACAUCCUGAAUCUCCUUAAUUUAACAAAAAAAAAAAAAAAAAAACAGAUUCAAUUUUGCAGUAAUAGCUGUACAGACACAAUUUCUCAGGAUGUUUUGUUUAUGAUUGUUUGUUUCCUUACAUUUUUCAAAAUCUGUAAAAUGUACUCCACAUGCAUUGUAGUAAAGAUGAUAAUCCAGUCAGUAGGAAAACAUGAAAAAUAUCAAAAGUAACACACAGGGACUCAUCUCCCCCUAAACACUAAUAGACUGCUGUUGACAUGUUUUUCUUAAGAGCAGCAUUGAGGGCACAAAGCAACAACUGAAACAACUGUAUGAAACACACUAAAUAAAGUAUAAAAUUUAAUUCUGAAUAUACAUCAUCUCUUAACUGUUGCAAUGAUUUUUUUUCUGGCUGUGUGUUUAUGAGAAUUCAUAAAACUUCUUCACUGUGGUGGAUGGCUGAUUCAUUACAAAAGAACAACUGUGAAUCUGAGACCCUACCGACAUAUUUUCCCAUGAUGGCCCUUCUUAUCUCUGCUUCCCUCAGCGUUACAAACAGGUGACGUCUGCUGGCAACUGAAAAUAAUGUCAUUUGAUCAAACAUCUCAAGGUUUCAUUAAAGAUUUGUGUGCAGGUUAA
Lates calcarifer (barramundi perch) is the source of this 1984-nucleotide messenger RNA. Its product is annotated as B-cell receptor CD22. The transcript is spliced from 9 exons. The record is from RefSeq and is a predicted model, not a curated record. Lineage: Eukaryota; Metazoa; Chordata; Actinopteri; Centropomidae. Bases 106 to 1383 code for a protein of 425 amino acids.